This is a messenger RNA of Hyaloscypha bicolor E, 504 nucleotides long. RefSeq lists its product as uncharacterized. The transcript has a single exon. Lineage: Eukaryota; Fungi; Ascomycota; Leotiomycetes; Helotiales; Hyaloscyphaceae. The annotation marks the transcript as partial. The record is from RefSeq and is a predicted model, not a curated record.
UCGCAUACAUCGGCACACCACUCUGGAAGGGGUCGCAGAGCACCCCGCUUAUCCCAACAUUCUCACAAGCAAUUCCGAAAUGUAAGGAAAGAAGAAGAAGCGGCUGUGGUGUCCAGUUUUCGUCAGCGCUUCGAAGCGGGGCGAUCCUUCGACCUCGACGAUGACAUGGAAUUCUGCCCAAACCUCCUCUCCGAUAGCGAUAUAGUAUCUAUUAAUUCCUCGUCGUCGGAUCGCUCGUCGCUGUCGAGUGGGUCACCUGAAGCCAGCCCACAAUCUCACCAAGUCUCUCCCGAUUCCGGCUUCACUCUCAACUCCAACUCGAACCCAUACAUUCCAUCGUACCAAAGCCAGCCAACAACCCUCAAGCUGCAUCAACCGGCUGCAACCCGGAUCCGUAACGCAAUCCCCAUUGUUAACCCAAGCACCGGCAUCCGAAUGAACUCGCCAUCUCCGCCCUCGGUCUCGCCCGCCAGAAUGAGCAGCAACCUCGGUCGACACUGGUAG